CCAUACCGCCGACCGAGUUCUUUUCAGAGUCGCCGCCUUGGUGUCGCCGGGGAGAUUUUUCUUGCGGCUACUGUUGCCGCAACCACCCCUGGGCUCGUUGGCCCCGACCCCUUCCCGCCGCCCCGACCCCAACCCCACACAAGAUGUCAGAGGAUCUAGCAAAACAGCUGGCAAGCUACAAAGCUCAGCUCCAGCAAGUUGAAGCUGCCCUGUCUGGAAAUGGAGAAAAUGAAGAUUUGCUAAAAUUAAAAAAAGAUUUACAAGAAGUUAUAGAACUAACCAAAGACCUUCUGUCAACUCAACCUUCAGAAACUCUUGCAAGUUCAGACUGUUUUGCUUCUGCUCAGCCCACUCAUUCAUGGAAAGUAGGGGACAAAUGUAUGGCAAUCUGGAGUGAAGAUGGACAGUGUUAUGAAGCGGAGAUUGAGGAGAUAGAUGAAGAAAACGGCACUGCUGCAAUCACCUUUGCUGGCUAUGGCAAUGCUGAAGUGACUCCACUGUUGAACCUGAAGCCUGUAGAAGAAGGAAGGAAGGCAAAGGAGGACAGUGGCAGCAAACCCAUGUCCAAAAAAGAAAUGAUUGCCCAGCAGCGUGAAUAUAAAAAGAAGAAAGCUUUGAAAAAAGCACAGAGAAUAAAAGAACUUGAGCAGGAGAGAGAGGACCAGAAAGUGAAAUGGCAACAAUUCAACAACAGGGCCUAUUCUAAAAACAAAAAAGGCCAGGUAAAGAGGAGUAUUUUUGCUUCACCUGAGAGUGUAACUGGCAAAGUUGGAGUAGGAACUUGUGGAAUUGCUGAUAAACCUAUGACACAGUAUCAAGAUACCUCUAAGUACAAUGUCAGGCAUUUGAUGCCUCAAUAAUCAGAAAAACUGUUGGAUUUCAUCUCUGCAGGGCUUUACAUUUACCUUUUUAUCCUUAUAUUUUUCUAAAGGUAAAUUAUUUGUUAGAUGAGUAAGGAAGAUACCAUUGUUGUCAUUGUUUGACUUCAAUAGAAUGAAACUUGAAGAAAUUGCAUUUGAUAACCGCUAUUCAUUUAACUUGGUUCAUUACUACUACCACAGUUUCCUCAAAGUUUGUUGGGUAACGCAACUUUUCUAGAUAGAUGCUGCUUAAAUAAAGCACUUAGUUGAAUUGUUGAUCUUCCUGAUACCAGGCCCCAUACAUUUUAUAACGUCCUAACCUGGAACUUUAGUACCUUAAAGCUUGCCACGUAUUCUGAAAGCAAUUCACUGGAAUAUCAAGGCAAAACACCAAACUUUACAGAGAUUUUUUUUUUCUUACCUUCAACUUAAACUUAGCUAUUGGCCAAUUAAACCUAAAAAAUAAGUUAACUUGUAAAAGUCCAAUUCUGUUUUCAGGUUUUUCCUUCAAUAACUUGUUUCCUAAGCCUGUUAGACCAUCUCUAAAAUGUAUCCAGCUCUUUUAUUCUUUUCACUGAGUUUUAGUUUUAUGUAAAAAACCAUGUUUUAGCACCAGCUACCUUUUCUAAUUUUUCCUCCCUCCUGUGUUGGUUUUUCACAUAGGGUAGUGGUACCAUUUUUUUGGAUGUGAAAUGUUUAUAUGAGAAAACAAAAAGCUGAUGUAUAGCCCUGUAUACAGUGUAGAUACUAUUUUUGUAAAAAAAAAGAAAAAAAAAACGGCUAAAUUAAUGAACAAGAGUACUGAAUGUUUCAUCAUUAAAAAUGGACUGUAUUUCUUGUGCAUUAAUCUGACCAUAAUCCCCUGUAUAUUAUGUUCAUGUAGCUGAGUUUGUAAUUUUUGUUUACUAGAUCAAGUUGUCAGCAUUUGCUGGUAUAAGUGAACAUCACAUUUAUCCUGAGUUGAGUUUAAGCCAAAUAUAUGCAUAGAAAAGUGUCUUCCUGUUAAUGGAAGUCAGUGAUUUUCAGGAUGUGUUAAUUUCAGUUUUUGUAUGUUUAACUUUUAUUAAAUAAAGUGUUUUUAAAAUCUCCAGGGUGUGUUAUGACAAAGGUAAAAUCUUACUAGUAACUCCCAGCAUUGAUAAUGAUUAAGCCUCAAUGUACUUGCAUACAUCAUUUCUGCAAAAGAAAAUGAGUAUGUUAAAGGUUUCAAUAAAUCCUUACCUACUCCCAUUAGACAUAAAGAAUUAGAUUCUAAAGGGCAAACCAAUUUUAAGGGCUUGUGCUCUGGAGUUUAUAAAUUUUUGCUACUGGGAAAAUAAAAUUUUUUAUUUCAUGUAUUUUAAUUCUUUCGGUAAAUUGAAACUUUCAGGAGGAUAGUGGUGAGGUAGAAUUUUUCAUCUUGCCUUUCCACCUCUCAACCCAAGAGAUUACUUUUUCCUUUCAUUUUUGGCCACUGAGUAGCGCACAUAUUAUAGAAAAAAAGGUGAAACGUUUUUUACACACAAGGUACAAAUUACAGUAGAAAAAGGGCCACAUAGCUUGAAAAACUUAUAAAUAAAAUAUACUAAUGCUCUCGUUAUUAAUUGUAACAUACUAAUCAACAGUAUCCAUGAAGGAUUGCAGUUGUACCCUUUUAAUGAAAAACCACAGGACAGACAUUUGGUAUAACUGAGUGGCCACACCAAAUGGUUUUUGGUGAGAUUACCUUGGUAUGUUUAUCACUCACCUGGUGUUUGUGUAGGCAAGACUUGUGUUGAGAUUUGUGCUUUGUCUGAUUGACCCUGUGGGCCUUCCUUUCUGUACAUUAAUUUUUCUGGAGGGCUUUGCAGUAGGAGGAGAAAAGAGUAAAGGUGACCAUAUUCUAUAAAAUAUAUUUUUUAAAAUAGGCAUAUGUAGCAUGAGAUCAGGAACCCUUGUGUCAAAAGACCUAGAUGUGGCUCUGAAAAGUCCGAGGUACCAGGAUGAUGAUAGUGUCUUUGGAUUAAACGAAAAGUUAAGACGCCUGGAGCGAGUGUCUUGUGUCAUGUUAAAGCCGAGAAAAUGCUUAAUGGGUAGCAUCUCAUAAUAAUACCAAUACCUUUUUACAAAUGAUGGUGGUUAAGCUCUCAAUAUUCUGAAACCAAAUAUAACACUUGGUCUUAUGAAACUCAAUGUAAUUUCCCAUCAAGAAAGGCUUGACAAGCUCAGUAACUGACCGAUCGUGCUGUCAGUCAUUUAGGGCUCCCAAAUAGCUAUGGUUGCAUACAUCUUUUCAGAACUUGACAUUUGACUUUGUUGUUAUUGAACAGUUGAAGAAUUCUUCAAGACCAGUCCUAACGUUCCCAAAAUAUGUAAACUUUAAAAUUGUAGUAUUAAUCACAGAUAACAUGCUUUUUAAAUUAACAUGCAGAAAGACUAUAUUAGAAGAGCAAGGACUUGAAUCAGACUGCAGUUUGAAUCCUGGCUUCCUUAUUUAUUACCUGUGUGUAUAACUCCUCUUUGAUUCUACAGUUUUCAGCUGUAGAAUAAUUUGUUUCAAUAAAUUGUAAGGAUGAA
Messenger RNA from Myotis myotis, 3395 nucleotides. RefSeq names its product survival motor neuron domain containing 1 (gene SMNDC1). The coding region runs from base 144 to 860 and encodes 238 amino acids. NCBI's taxonomy places the organism in Eukaryota, Metazoa, Chordata, Mammalia, Chiroptera, Vespertilionidae. Gene Ontology annotation, biological process: regulation of alternative mRNA splicing, via spliceosome; mRNA processing. Gene Ontology annotation, cellular component: cytoplasm; nucleus; precatalytic spliceosome. The record is from RefSeq and is a predicted model, not a curated record. Gene Ontology annotation, molecular function: RNA binding. The transcript has 6 exons.